AUGCGACCCAUCAAUUUGACGCUUGCCCUCUGGGCCCUGAGCCAGCUAUCGCCCGCGGCGGGUGCGGCGCUGCAGGACUCCGACUGCCAAGGCGGCGGCACCGCCCCGCCCUACAAGCCAAAUAAGGCCUACCCGUUCAAGUGGUGUGACGCGGACGACUACGGAUGGAGGAUUAGCAAAUACGAUGCGAGGCUCCACGAUGAGUACAAGCGGCCGUGGCCGCUGAACGGAACUCGCUGGUGUGGAAUUUACGACACCGGCUGGAUGCCCAACGCCAGGACGCUGAUCUCGGAAACGCCACAUAAAAUGGAGUACGAUGACUGGAAAACAGAGAUCACGAUCCCUCCCAAAACGUGCCUUCGGAUCAAGUGCUGGAACACGACUGGCCUGUACAUGUGCAACGCGAGGCUGCACGAAAUCACGGUAAACACGAUAUGGGACGUCUUGCCGGCGCUCAGGGCGGCCAACGUCUGCUGCUCGGGGCAGCCCAUUUCCAUCAUCAAGCAGCGGGUGAGCGGCGAGUGGCGGCACCCGUGCGGCUGGAGCGCCAUCGUGGCCUACGCCAACUGCAACCACCCGGCCGUCACGCCGUGGCCGUCCAAGAUCUGGCCCAUGCAAAACGGAUCCAACCCCAACGGCCACUGCCUGCACGGGACCGAGGAGGAGCUGCUGGCGCCGGAGCUUCCGUUUGAUGCGGGGGUGUAG
Messenger RNA from Gaeumannomyces tritici R3-111a-1, 705 nucleotides. RefSeq lists its product as hypothetical. The record is from RefSeq and is a predicted model, not a curated record. The transcript is spliced from 3 exons. Lineage: Eukaryota; Fungi; Ascomycota; Sordariomycetes; Magnaporthales; Magnaporthaceae. Bases 1 to 705 code for a protein of 234 amino acids.